GGCCGCCCCGGCCCUAUGGCUCAGACCCCAGACGGCAUAUCCUGUGAACUGCGAGGAGAGAUCACCAGGUUCCUGUGGCCCAAGGAGGCGGAGCUGCUGUUGAAAACCUGGAUUCCCCAGGAGGGUGCUGAGCAAAGCCAUAUUCUGGCACUGCUUCGAUGGAGGGCAUAUUUGCUGCAUACCUGCCUUCCCCUGAGGGUGGACUGUACAUUCAGCUACCUGGAGGUCCAGGCCAUGGCACUGCAGGAAACACCUCCUCAGGUCACCUUUGAACUGGAGUCCUUGCCUGAACUGGUCCUGGAGUUUCCUGGUGUGGCUGCCCUAGAACAGCUGGCUCAUCACGUGGCUACUGCCAUCAGAAAGGUCUUCCCUCGCUCAACCCUUGGGAAGCUGUUCCGGAAGCCCACACCCUCAUCGCUGCUGGCUCGACUAGAGAGAAGCAACCCUUUAGAGUCCACAGCACCCAGCAGCCCAUGUGGUGGCUUCUUGGAGACAUACGAAGCUCUGUGUGACUACAAUGGCUUCCCUUUCCGAGAGGAGAUUCAGUGGGAUGUGAACACUAUCUACCAUCGUCAGGGUUGCCGCCAUUUUUGCCUUGGAGACUUCAGCCACCUCAGCAGCCGAGACCUGGCCCUGAGUGUAGCUGCCUUAUCUUACAACCUGUGGUUCCGGCGCCUCUCCUGCGUGGACAUGAAGCUGAACCUGGAGGUCUCAGAACAGCUUCUGCACAUGAUGACGCAGUCUUCCCACUUGGAGGAGCUGGUACUGGAGACCUGUGGCCUGCGAGGAGACUUUGUUCGGCGAUUGGCCCAGGCGCUGGCUGGACAUUUUAAUUCUGGACUUAGGGAACUCAGCCUGUCUGGAAACUUGCUGGAUGACAGAGGUAUGGUUGCACUCAGCAGACAUCUAGAGCACUGUCCAAGAGCCCUGAGGAGACUCAGCCUAGCACAGACAGGGUUGACACCUCGAGGAAUGAGGGCUCUAGGCAGGGCACUGGCAGCCAAUGCCACCUUUGACUCUACCCUGACCCAUCUGGAUCUUUCUGGGAACCCUGGGGCGCUGGGAGCCUCCCAGGAUAGUGGGGGCCUGUAUUCUUUCCUGAGCCGGCCUAACGUUCUGGCGUUUUUGAAUCUCGCAGGCACUGAUACCUCUCUAGGCACGCUCUUUGCAGCGUUGUCUGCUGGCUGCUGCUCUAGCCUCGCCCACCUAGAAGCUUCGAGGAAUAUCUUCUCUCGCACGAAAUCCAGAGCGGCACCAGCCGCGCUGCAAUGCUUCCUUGGCGGUGCCAGGAUGCUGCGGCACCUGGGCCUGGCUGGCUGCAAGCUGCCACCCGAAGCACUCAGGGCCCUUCUCGAUGGUCUGGCGCUCAACACAGAGAUCCGCGACCUGCACCUGGACCUCAGCGCAUGUGAGCUGCGGUCUGCCGGUGCUCAGGUGAUACAAGACUUAGUUUGCGACGCGAGUGCCUUGAGCUCCUUGGAUCUGUCGGAUAAUGGCUUUGGCUCUGAUAUGGUGACACUGGUGCUUGCCAUCGGGAGGAGCCGGUCUCUGAGACACGUUGCCCUUGGAAGGAACUUCAACGUUCGGUGCAAGCAGACUCUGGACGAUGUCCUGCACCGGAUAGUUCAGCUGACGCAGGAUGACGAUUGUCCUUUGCAGUCUCUAUCAGUGGCUGAAUCACGGCUCAAGCAGAGUGCCAGUGUCCUGCUCCGGGCUUUGGGUACCAAUCCUAAACUGACAGCGCUGGAUAUCAGUGGCAAUGCUAUAGGGGACGCUGGCGCUAAGUUGCUAGCCAAGGCUCUACGAGUCAACACCAGGCUACGGUCUGUCAUCUGGGACCGAAACAACACAUCUGCCCUGGGCCUGCUGGACGUGGCACAAGCCCUGGAACAGAACCACAGUCUGAAGUCCAUGCCUUUGCCGCUGAAUGAUGUAACACAGGCGCAUCGCAGCCGCCCAGAACUCACAGCUCGAGCAGUCCACCAGAUCCAAGCCUGUCUUUUGAGGAACAACCAGGCAGACCCUACUUCUGACCUCAAGCCCUGCCUUCAGGCCUCGGGUCUGAUCUCAGACCAGUCAGAGCAGGAGGUGAAUGAGCUGUGCCAGUCAGUACAGGAGCAUGUGGAGCUGCUGGGCUGUGGGGCUGGGCCCCAGGGUGAGGUUGCUGUGCACCAGGCUGAAGAUGCCAUCCAGAAUGCCAACUUCUCUCUCAGUAUCCUUCCCAUUCUGUAUGAAGCUGGGAGCUCUUCAAGCCAUCACUGGCAGCUGCAACAGAAGCUGGAGAGCCUCCUAGGUCAGGUGGGCGAGAUCUGUCGCCAGGACAUCCAGGACUUCACUCAGACCACACUGGAUACCACAAGGAGCCUCUGCCCACAGAUGUUGCAGAGGUCUGGCUGGAGGAAGCAGCUAGAAGACAUUCUGGUGGGCUCUGGGGGCCUUCCAGAACUGCUUCCAGAGCAUCUGCUGCAAGAUGCCUUCACUAGGCUGAGGGACAUGCGCUUGUCAAUCACAGGGACCCUAGCAGAGAGCAUUGUGGCUCAGGCUCUUGCAGGUCUUCAUGCGGCCCGAGAUCAACUGGUGGAGAGUCUAGCUCAGCAGGCACCAGUGAGAGUGGCUCCUGCUAUACCAUCACUGGGUGGAGAUGAGCUCAGCCCCCUUGAACCUGGGGCAUUGGAAGACCUUUUCUUUCCCAUGGAGAAGGAAGCGGAGGGAGAGAAGGUUAAGUGUCUCCAGAAUUCCAAGCCUAGGAUGCCAAAUCUUCCUUUCUUGCUCUGGGAUGUGGAAGGUGCUGCUGAGGAAGCAGAACGGGACCCCGAGCUGGCAGCUCCGGGGGAAGAUGCGGAGCCGCAGGCUGGGUCGUCCGCUCGCGGCUCUCCAAGCCCCGCCGCCCCAGGGCCACCCGCCGGCCCUCUGCCUCGCAUGGACCUGCCACCCGCCGGGCAACCCCUACGCCAUCCGACCCGAGCCCGGCCGCGGCCACGUCGCCAGCACCACCACCGCCCGCCGCCGGGGGGCCCCCAGGUGGCCCCAGCCCUGCUUCAGGAAGGGAACGGGCUCACUGCUCGUGUGGACGAGGGUGUUGAGGAAUUCUUCUCCAAAAGGCUGAUCCAGCAGGAUCGCCUCUGGGCCCCAGAGGAGGACCCAGCCACUGAGGGCGGUGCCACUCCUGUUCCCCGCACACUUCGAAAGAAGCUGGGUACCCUCUUUGCCUUUAAGAAACCUCGUUCGACCAGGGGUCCACGACCUGAUCCAGAGACCAGCCCUGGUGCAGCUCGUGCCAGAAAACCCAUCCUUGGGGACCUGCUUCGACCACCAGCCCGUCCAGGUCGUGGUGAGGAGCCUGGAGGGGCAGAGGGGGGCAUCAGCAGCCCAGACACCACUCGCAGAAAUCGGCCUCGGUACACAAGAGAAAGCAAGGCCUACUCUAUGAUACUGCUACCUGCUGAGGAGGAGGAAGGGACUGUAAGUGCCAGACCUGACAAGAGGCGGCCUCUGGAACGGGGAGACACAGAACUAGCUCCAUCUUUUGAGCAGCGGGUACAAGUGAUGCUUCAGAGGAUUGGAGUGAGCCGAGGCAGUGGGGGUGCCGAAAGCAAGAGGAAGACGAGCAAAGAUGGGGAGAUCAAGAAGGCAGGUUCUGAUGGUGACAUUAUGGACAGUUCCACUGAGACCCCGCCCAUCUCAAUCAAGUCUCGUACCCACUCUGUGUCUGCUGAUCCCUCAUGUAGACCUGGGCCAGGGGGCCCAGGGCCUGAGUCCGCCACCUGGAAGACACUGGGGCAGCAGCUGAAUGCAGAGCUCAGAGGCCGUGGAUGGGGCCAACAGGAUGGUCCAGGGCCCCCCUCCCCAUGUCCCAGCCCAAGCCCCCGGAGAACCAGCCCCUCCCCAGACAUUCUGAGUCUCCCAGAGGACCCUUGCUUGGGCCCUAGGAAUGAAGAUGGCCAGCUGAGGCCGAGGCCUCUCUCGGCAGGGCGGCGAGCAGUGUCUGUGCAUGAGGACCAGCUCCAGGCCCCUGCGGAACGGCCCCUGCGGCUGCAGCGCUCCCCUGUCCUCAAGCGUAGGCCGAAGCUUGAGGCACCCCCAUCCCCAAGCUUAGGCUCUGGCCUUGGAACCAAGCCUCUUUCUCCAUACCCCACAGACCUCUCCAGCCCUGAGCGGAGCCCUCCCUCCCCAGCCACAGACCAAAGAGGCGGCGGUCCCAACCCCUGAUCCUCUCUUCUCCUGCCGCAUGAAAU
This is a messenger RNA of Acomys russatus (golden spiny mouse), 4235 nucleotides long. It is a transcript of the gene Carmil2, whose product is annotated as capping protein regulator and myosin 1 linker 2. Gene Ontology annotation, cellular component: plasma membrane; lamellipodium. The record is from RefSeq and is a predicted model, not a curated record. The coding region runs from base 16 to 4209 and encodes 1397 amino acids. NCBI's taxonomy places the organism in Eukaryota, Metazoa, Chordata, Mammalia, Rodentia, Muridae. Gene Ontology annotation, molecular function: protein binding. The transcript is spliced from 38 exons. Gene Ontology annotation, biological process: regulation of Arp2/3 complex-mediated actin nucleation; cell migration.